CGUAAAAUAAUAACGAUGAGCUGGAAUUACCAUGGAGUUACUCGCUGCUUCUCGUUUGUCUUCCUUUGUCUCUUUUUUUCGUCUCGUACGUGUCGACGAGCAUCGACACGAUAAAAAAUGAUUUACAAUGAUCUGUGAGAGGAGUUCCGUCAUAAGCGUGUUAGAGAAAAUUAUAACGAAGGUCGAAGAACUCGGCGAUGACACGGCCGUCGUUAACAAGAGCGUGAAACGAAAAUUCGACGCGAAGCACGAUUCGAGUAAAAAGAUCAAGUUGAGCUUACAGGACUCUUUCGAAGAGUUACAUUGCCGCAUUUGUUACGAUUCUUCGCUGCAUUUACCUAUAAUUUAUCCGUGCAAGUGCAAGGGAACCAUGGGCGCGAUCCAUUUGAAAUGUUUGGAACACUGGCUUGAAGAGAGCAACAGGAACAGUUGCGAACUGUGCGGGCACAAGUUCGAUAUCAUGCGAACGCCUCGCUACAACGUUCUGCAAUCUAUAAUAAUUUGGAUGUGCCUUAACCAGCAGCAACAUCAACUGCACGUUCGCAGUUUAAAGGCCGAUCUCUUCCGUAGCAUGAUAAUCACGCCCCUGGCGAUCGGUUGUUGUUACGUUUGCAUCGUCGCGGCCGAUUUCUACGCGAAAAAUAAUUACGAUAACUUCCCGCCGGCGCGAUGGACCACUUAUCUACUGUUAGCCAUGAUGACCCUGCUGCUAUUCUCCUAUUUCAUAUGGAUGUACAUGGCGAUACAGUAUCACCAGAGGAUCUGGUUUUAUUGGUGGCAAAAAACGAGCACAGUAAAAAUUAUAUUGAAUCCAGAAAAUAGGAUUCCAAUAAACUACAAGUCUAACGUAUCACAAGUUUAAGAGUUACUGAACACUCGAGUAAGUCCGUCCUUUUCACAAUAAUAAUUAAGACGCUCUUCUCUUGAUCGAAAUUUUCCCUCGACUGAGUUGGGAUAUGUAUAUUCGCACUUUGCUCCCAUCCGAAACUUUCUUCACCCAAAUCUGUGAAACGGACAAAUUAUACUUUUCAAAAAUAAACGAAACAAACGUUCGUCUGAAUUUAA
Molecule: messenger RNA, 1065 nt
Organism: Ceratina calcarata
Lineage: Eukaryota; Metazoa; Arthropoda; Insecta; Hymenoptera; Apidae
Product: E3 ubiquitin-protein ligase MARCH3
Exons: 2
Coding region: 128-862 (244 amino acids)
Biological process (GO): protein ubiquitination
Molecular function (GO): ubiquitin-protein transferase activity; zinc ion binding
Source: RefSeq, a predicted model, not a curated record